This is a messenger RNA of Cololabis saira (Pacific saury), 3725 nucleotides long. It is a transcript of the gene plcxd2, whose product is annotated as phosphatidylinositol-specific phospholipase C, X domain containing 2. The transcript is spliced from 8 exons. Gene Ontology annotation, molecular function: phosphoric diester hydrolase activity. Bases 237 to 1202 code for a protein of 321 amino acids. The record is from RefSeq and is a predicted model, not a curated record. NCBI's taxonomy places the organism in Eukaryota, Metazoa, Chordata, Actinopteri, Beloniformes, Belonidae. Gene Ontology annotation, biological process: lipid metabolic process.
CGACGGCCUCGUCAAGAAUGUCCGCUUUUACCGAGCGGCUGUGCAACAGCCACGCGGAAAUCGGACACCAUUAUCACCGUGCUGUGUAGAUGCCGAACAUGUAUCCAAGUUAACUCUCAACGUCCAGGAUGGCUGGUGCUGGUUAUGGCCUGCUGGGAGCGCACGGGAAUCCGCCACCGGUGCGUCCGAGCCAGAGAGCGGUGUCCUGACGGGCUAGUUGGCUCUAACUUCUGGACAUGAAGACGAGACCGGCGGGCAUCGGCAAUGUCAAUGCCGACUGGAUGGCCUCGCUGCCCUCCAAACUCAGUGCCAUGCCCCUCAAACACCUCGCUGUGCCAGGUUCUCACGAUUCUUUCACUUUCUGGGUGGAUGUGCAUGCACCCGUGGGCCCCGAUCAAAAGGUGUACGUAAAGUACCUGGCCACUAUGUUCAGCGUCUUGGCCAAAAAGGUCAUGGUGAAGUGGUCCAUGACACAGAACCUGACGUUUAGAGAGCAGCUAGAUGCAGGGAUCCGUUAUUUUGAUCUCAGGGUGUCCUCUAAACCUGGUGAAGCUGGACAUGAGAUCUACUUCAUCCAUGGCCUCUUUGGACACAAGGUGAGGGAUGGCCUGCUGGAGAUCAGUUCCUUCCUUACCAGACACAGGAAAGAGGUAGUAUUUUUGGACUUCAAUCACUAUUAUGCAAUGGAGGAAGAGCACCAUGGGUACCUCAUCAACAUGCUCCAGGAUGUCUUUGGCACUAAACUGUGCAAUAACUGUGCCGUGGAGAGCGUAACUCUGGACUUCCUCUGGGAGAAAAAGUACCAGGUGAUUGUGUUUUAUCAUCAUCCUUCAGGACAGGGUAUCCCUGUCAUGUGGCCGGGAACCAAAAUCCCUGCACCGUGGGCGAACACCACAGAGCCCAACAAGCUUAUACAGUUCCUUGAAACUACACUGAAGGCAAGGGCCAAGCAGGGAUCCUUCCACGUUACCCAGGCCAUACUCACCCCGACACCCAACACCGUGACGAAGGGCCUGCUCUGGGGGCUACGUAGCUACCUGGUAGAGAGAAAUCUGCCCACUAUCAUGUCUUGGGUUGAGACUCAGAAACCUGGAGUGGAUGGAGUCAACAUCAUCACCUCUGACUUUGUGGAUCUCACUGACUUUGCCAACAUCGUCAUCAAACUCAAUAACCUGCUGAUGACUGAACGGGAUCGAAGAUGAAACCCCCCCCAGGUUAUCUUGAUGGUGGACAGAAGUUACUGAUGGCAGAUAAUAUUAUAUCAUGACUUUGAUUCCGGUAUUAUUAUUUUUUUUUUAUUAUUGUUCACAAGCAACUUUUCUGAUGCUGAUAGAUCACAAUUUCCUUAUUCAAGUACAACCAAAGACCCAAGUUCCUCUGACAUCAUAAAGCCUUUAAAUCUACCAGGAACUCAUCAUUUAGUGGUAGUGAGCUCUCUCAGCUUCAAUGUUAUGAACAGACUCCAGAAGACUCAAAGAAGCCAGAGCUUAGAUCAGUCAAAACCAGGAAUGCCUCGCAGCAUUUUUUCUUUUUCUUUUUAAAACCUUUCUCAUAAGUCAGUUCCUGUCAUACCAAAGCUCAAGCUGUAGUUACUAUUUCCCUACUGGAAACAAGUCGUAUUGCUGCUAUGAAAUUUAAUUGCUACAUAGAUCACUCGACUGGCAACUUCUUGGAUCAUUAUAUUAAAGAGAGACAGGAGCGCAGCGUAGGAUGCUACACUCAGAUGUUCCUUGUUUACACGCUGCAAGUAUAUUUUAAUUCAAAACCAGCGCACAUGUGACAGAAAAUCUCCAACAUGAUGUCUGCAGUGCUGGAAACUCGAUAGUGUUUGUUAACAUUUGACAGUGAACUAAAGUAGAGUUUUUAACUGCAUUUUAUUUUUCCUUUCACCCAGUAAUGAAAUAAACUCAGAAGGGGGGGCGGGGGGCGCACAUACUGUAGUUAUCUGGUUCUUUUUGAUUACACAGUCUCUUAAACUAAGUCAUGUGUUGUGAAAGAGGAGCCCGUUGUUGCCAGUGCUGUCUCAACACUCGUGGUAUUUAACAAGAGCUGCAUAAAGUGGCACCUUCUGAGGGAAAGCCAAAUGUGUGUGCAACCUGUGCCACGUAUCUAAUAAAACAUGUACAAAUAAAUAGCUAUACAUUUUUAAGGUUGUACUUUGUUUUUUCUUGGACCCAGAAGUACAAUUGUCUCAGGUUGGUGGAAUGUUGAGAAAUAUGCUCAGAGGAGCCAAAAUAUAUGAGCACGUACGGCGGCUUUCAGGUCUUGGUGCACGCUAUCUGCAUCAGUGUGUCCACAGUGUUUGUGCCUCGGAGGCCCCUGUGAUUAUCAUGCAUGACAUAGGCGGUAGUGCCGUGACAGUCGCCGUGCAUUCUUGUGGUCAGGGUGAGGAGAGGGAGAGGAGGAGAGCAAGACAGCCGAGGGAAGGAGAUUUACAGAGCACAGAGGAGCAAAGGGAACUGGAAAGCAGAGAGAAGAAAAUAACAGACUCCAGUCGGAGUUGCUGGUGAGGAGAGACUAUCAGACGGGAAGGGAAGAAUUUCAUCAGACCGGAGCGCGGGGUCAGCUGGAUAAGGCGUUCAUGCCUCGCCGGCAUCUGAAAGGGAAACGAAAUGUUUUCUUUUUAUAACAACAGUGCACCUCCUCUUUCCCUCUGCGUGACGCGCACGUGUGAAAUUGCCUGCGCCGUCCAGGCCUCACUGUUGACAGGACUGAAUGCGGCCACCGAGCACUGUGAGGUCCACGCACACACUUACGUGACAAAGGCACUUUAAUUGAGGAGUAAUUACACAUACCAUGGCAGGCAAGUGGGAGCGAGAGAGUGGCAGAUUGGACGGAGAGCAUUCCUCUGUUGUUUGGAUUGGUCCUCUCUCUCCCUCCACUGUAUCCCAGCUGGAUUCCCAGGUUUCAAAGGCGAAGACAACAACUCAAGCAAGAGUUUCAGAUCCUAAUAAAGCCUUAAAGUAAUAAAACUGCCCCCUCCUGCAUCUAUUUUACUCUUCACACUGGUUUGUUUCAUUAUUUCCAAUUUGUCAUUUCUCUCUUAUCACAUUCAACACUUGUGUGUCCUCUUCAUCCACACUGUAUGUUAAAAACGUGUUCCCAAAUUAGAAAACAUCAUCAUGUUCAAAGACGGAGCAACUUGUUGGCAUUUGAAAAACAAAGAGGUUUAACUCAGACAAAGUUAAUAGUUUAAUGCUUAACAGAUGAGUAAAUUGGGUUUCAGUUCAUUGAAUCUCUGCUGUUUCUAUUGUGUGAUGUCAUCUACUAGAGCUGACUGACUCUAACAUUUAUUAGUCUCAGAUUUGUUAGUGUUCCUCCUCAGACUGUGAUGACUGUGAUAUUUAAACAGCUGCACAAGCAAAUUAAACUGCAUCUGAUGACCGUCUGUUUUAUGUGGGGAUUAGAGGUCAGAGAAGAAAGGAGAAGAAAGGAACAAAACGUGUAGAAAUACACUGCAGCAGGCCACUGCAAACUCAACUUCACUUUAUACACAAACAAAAAUCGAUUUAAAGUCAGUUACAUUCAAUUAUGUGCCAUUACAUUUUUAUUGAAAGCAUGUGAACUGGAGCCGUUCCUCAAAGUCUCACAUCAAAAACGAUAAGAGGGAUUCCACUGAGAUCAAAUGAGCCAUCAAGCAAUCAAGAAUAAUUUCAUUUGUGGCCGUUUCAAUUGAAAGCACUGCCGAUAAGUGAUAAGCGGCUUAAAAGAGUGGUCUCUUCUUU